AUGGGUCAAGGUCCUUCCGUGAGCCAUGAGAAUAGCACAAUCGAAUAUGCUGCGGGAUCUAGGAAAGGAUCAAACUCAAAAGUUGAAAAUGCUCAUCGCACUAUCCUUGACUUAGAUGGCUCCAGCUCCACAUCAUUCUUUGGUGUUUAUGAUGGCCAUGGAGGAGCUGAUGUAGCAUUGUAUUGCGCUAAUAACUUCCAUAGAGUGCUGGUAAACGAUGGAGAUUAUAAGGAUAAUUUGGAUGUGGCACUGAAGCGUGCGUUUGCCAGAAUGGAUGAGCAAAUGGACCAAAAUGAUGACUGGAGGACAUUGGCUAAUCCUCCUGGUGUUGGUGUCAAAUUGCUAUGUUUUCCGAGCACUCCCCCUCGUGUCCAGGGACCUCCAUACGUGGAAGGGAGCACGGCAUGCGUGGUUGUCAUUAGAGGAAACCAGAUCAUUAUUGGGAAUGUCGGCGACUCUUGUUGUGUACUCUCAAGGGAUGAUGGUCGGCAGGCAAUUGAGUUAUCGACCAAGCAUACGCCAGAAAAUGAGGAUGAAAGGAAGAUAAUUGAAAAUGCCGGAGGGCAACUACUCAAUGCAGGUGGCGCUGAUCUUGUUAAUGGGAUACUUCCUUUGACAAGAGCUAUUGGUACCUUCCGUUUCAAGUCACCUUCUGCAGGACAUAUUGUGACAUGUAUUCCAGACAUUGACAUUGCGGACAUCACUCAUGAUACCGAGUAUCUCCUUAUAGCAAAUCGCGCAUUUUGGGAUACCACUCCUAUAUCAAGUGAGAUGGCUGUUAAGUAUUUGAGGCAGUAUUCUGGGAGCUAUAGUGUUGCUAGCAUGUGCGAUAAGCUUCUGAAUCUUUGCCGCAACCCGGUGGACAACUUGACGCUGAUACUGGUUUACUUCAAGCCGAGUGCGAGGCUCCCACGUCCGGCCCCGCCUGCUCCCACCAACUUGUCCGUGCCUGUGCUGCACGUAAGGAGCUCUGACUGA
Triticum turgidum subsp. durum (durum wheat) is the source of this 978-nucleotide messenger RNA. NCBI's taxonomy places the organism in Eukaryota, Viridiplantae, Streptophyta, Magnoliopsida, Poales, Poaceae. The record is from the annotation of a GenBank genome assembly.